UGCAAACUAUCCGCAAACGCUGUCGAUGAUAACUCAGAAUCGUGUCCUUAAAGUGCUUGCUUCGUUAACAAUCUUCUAGAGUUGAAAUUGAAUAUUAUUGUAUGAUUUAUCUUUCAAGUAGCACGUUGCUUCGCGGAUCCUUCCCAAUUAGUGUCGAUUGAAUGGUAGAUCUACGGUUGCUUUCAGAAAUGGAAUUGAAGGUUUGGAUUGUUGCGUGCUUCCCUUGAUUUUUUCAGUUGAGGGAUUUUGGAGUGCUCAAUUGCCAUUUCGGAAAUUAAUAGCUGCUGUUUAGAUAUACUUUUGAUUCAGAAGUCGUUUUGGACCAUCUGGGACGGAAGUAAUUUAACUUAGCAGAAAGAAAUGAGGAGGGUUUUUGGGGUUAAGAAGGACAAGGAACCUCCUCCAUCCAUUCAAGACACAACUGAAAGGAUAAACAAACGGGGUGAUACAGUUGAGGAAAAGAUAAGGAAACUUGAUGCCGAGCUUGCUAGAUAUAAAGAACAAAUAAAAAAGACUAGGCCUGGUCCUGCUCAAGAGGCUGUGAAGGCUCGGGCUAUGAGGGUGCUCAAGCAAAAGAGGAUGUAUGAGGGACAGAGGGACAUGCUUUACAAUCAAACAUUCAAUUUGGAUCAGGUUUCUUUUGCAGCAGAGGGCAUAAAAGAUGCUCAGCAGACGGUAGCUGCCAUGAAAUCUGCCAACAAGGAACUUAAAGGAUCACUUAAAACUAUGAAGAUUGAAGACAUUGAUAAUAUGCAAGAUGAAAUGAUGAAUUUAAUGGAUAUAAGUUCUGAAAUCCAAGAUUCACUUGGGCGAAGCUACAGUGUGCCAGAUGACAUUGAUGAGGAUGAACUAAUGGGUGAGCUAGAUGCGUUAGAAGCUGACAUGGGCUCAGAGACCAACACUGAUAGUAUGCCUGCAUAUUUGCAACCUGAUAAAGAUUCUGAUCUGGAUACUGAGCUCAACUUGCCUUCAGCGCCUUCUGGUCAUUCAUCAACUCCUCCACAAGCGAAUCCUCAGGCUACAGAUGAGUUUGGGCUGCCAACAGUUCCAAGGGCCUCACUUCGGUCAUAGAAUGAAAAUCUCCAAAUUACUGGAUAUCUAUUAUAAUGCAUUUCUAGCCUGCCUGUCAUAAUAUCCUACUGUGUACAGAUAAAUAAUGACAUUCUUGCAGUUGCCAUUGUUUUUUAUGUUAGAUUUUUGCUGUUGGUUUCCUGUAUCUUCUGUCUUUCUGGUUUACUGGAACUAUCAGUGUCUGCUGAAGGGUCUUAUGUUCUUGUGUGAACACGAAAAAGUCCAGGCUACUUGAUCUAAAAUGUUUACAAACAUGAUUGAGACAAUGUCACUUGCAUAUCUAGAAGUGCUGAAAAAUGUUGGAGAUUUUAAACUA
Molecule: messenger RNA, 1387 nt
Organism: Cryptomeria japonica (Japanese cedar)
Lineage: Eukaryota; Viridiplantae; Streptophyta; Pinopsida; Cupressales; Cupressaceae
Product: vacuolar protein sorting-associated protein 60.1
Exons: 7
Coding region: 361-1071 (236 amino acids)
Biological process (GO): late endosome to vacuole transport via multivesicular body sorting pathway; vesicle budding from membrane
Cellular component (GO): multivesicular body
Source: RefSeq, a predicted model, not a curated record